Venturia canescens is the source of this 2104-nucleotide messenger RNA. It is a transcript of the gene Ufsp2, whose product is annotated as UFM1 specific peptidase 2. The transcript has 10 exons. Bases 147 to 1880 code for a protein of 577 amino acids. NCBI's taxonomy places the organism in Eukaryota, Metazoa, Arthropoda, Insecta, Hymenoptera, Ichneumonidae. The record is from RefSeq and is a predicted model, not a curated record.
GUGGUUAUCCUCCCAUCCGCUCCAAGGGUACACGCGCAUUCACCUGCUGCUGCUGUCAGCACAUAUGGCAUUUUAAACAAUUCCGUUUUAUAUGUAUUGCUUGUUCUUGUCGCUAAUUGUUUUGUUUUUCGUGUAAUUUUUACAAAAUGACUCCACCACUUACUAUUUCGUCUAGUGUCAUCGAUCGUUUGCAGUAUGCACGUUCGAAUACUACAGGUCGUUUGUACGGUGUAAUGUAUGAUAACACCCUUACCGUUCUGUCAUUUGCGGUCAAUAAAUCUGACCAGGAAUGUUGCCUGGAGCCUACUGAUUUACAACCGAACAUGCCUGCUGAAAUUGAUCUUUGUGGUGUUUUGUUCAUUGGCGAAGGCGAGGAACCAAUUCCAGCUGCUUUUAAGGACAUUGACAUUACAGACAACCCACUACUCAUCAAGUAUUCUCUGAAAGACGCCAAUGUCCAGGCAUAUUAUUAUGUGCACGAAGUGUUACAAUCUGCCCAAAAAGUUGAAAUCAUAAGCGAAGAAGAUAUUUGGGAAAGAUUUUUUUACAUCAGAGUUCAAACGUGUUUCCCAAUUGUUACCACUAAGGAGGAGGUUGAAAAGGCUCUUCAAGAAACUAGAAAAAAUAUAGCUUCAGGGAUCGUAGCGUUCGGAUUUUCACAGAAAAACUUCUACCUCUUUGACACAGAUAGCGACAGUAAAAACGUAUCAAUAAAAGAUGAACUCGCAUCGAAUGAAAAUUUAUUACAAAACCAGAAGAAUCACAUCGCCAAAAAUGUUCCAGAGAUCACAGAAGCCAUUCCAGCGCGAAUGUUAUGGGGUACGUCACGUGACAAAGCUCCGGAAUCUACUCUGAAAUGUGCACCAGCUUUGCAUCACAUAAAACGUUCUUUCGAGAGUCUUCAAUUUGACCUUCAAAUCGAUGCGUUGUCAGUCGUUGGAAACAACGUAACGGCUGCAAACCUGUACGCGAUUCUCGUUGAAUCCGUUUGUCGAAAUAUUCGGUUGAUCGAGAGAUCAUUCGUUGAGCAAAUGAAGGAAAGUGACGAGCUCAGGCUUCCAGUACCGUUGCACUUCAAACCACGUGCUUGCGGACAUUUGAUCACGGUAACUUAUCCGGUGGGAAAACCCGAUGAGAAGUUGUAUGAUUACCGAAAAAGUCUACACAAAGCUCUCGCACUCGAUUUGACUCGACCCUACUUCAGAAGAAGCAACGUCGUCAAGUUUUCAAGUGAUUUGACCAGCAAUGAGCCUUUACUGAAUCCUCAUGUUGCCAUCGUUUCCCCACCAUCAGACAGGAAAAUUGCAACUGUCGAUGGGUUGUAUGCUUAUCAUCAUUACAUGCAGGACAGUUUUGAUGACAAUGGAUGGGGAUGUGCUUACAGAUCACUUCAAACGAUUGUCUCCUGGUUCAGGCUCCAGGGUUAUACGAACGUGGAUAUUCCAUCUCACCGAGACGUACAAAAAUGUCUGGUCGAAAUUGGUGACAAACCUUCGAAUUUCAUAGACAGCAAACAAUGGAUCGGUUCAACGGAAGUUGGUUUCGUACUAGAAACCCUAUUGGGCAUCACUGUAAGAAUACUCUGUGCCUCGAACGGUGAAGAAAUGUCAGAUCUGGCAAGUGAUCUUGCCCACCACUUUGAAACACAGGGGACACCGGUUAUGAUUGGCGGCGGAGUGCUGGCACACACAAUACUGGGUAUCAGUUACAAUGAAACAUACGAUGACAUCAAAUAUUUAAUUCUGGACCCGCAUUACACAGGCGCAGAGAACUUGUCAGUAAUAUUGAACAAAGGUUGGUGCGGAUGGAAAAACAAAGACUUCUGGAAAAAAGAUGCCUUUUACAAUAUGUGUUUACCACAGAGGCCGGUUAUAAUUUGAUUGCAAUAUUGUAAAUAAAUAAUUAUUGAUCUAAAUGAACGAAAAAGAAAAAAAAACCAACUGUAAAAUAUUAAAUUACAUACAUGCAAUGAACGCCUAAAACUUUUAUCUUACUGGUGGAAAUGGUUGCAACUAUUUUUAAUGUUUCAUCAGGAUGCAACUUAUGAGUGUAAUAAUUUUUAUGUGGAUUAUGGAGCAUUGAAUAAACGACUUUUCACAUCUUA